Molecule: messenger RNA, 2940 nt
Organism: Micropterus salmoides (largemouth bass)
Lineage: Eukaryota; Metazoa; Chordata; Actinopteri; Centrarchiformes; Centrarchidae
Product: gap junction gamma-1 protein-like
Exons: 4
Coding region: 423-1787 (454 amino acids)
Biological process (GO): cell communication
Cellular component (GO): connexin complex
Source: RefSeq, a predicted model, not a curated record
CCUCUCCAAUUCCAGUCUCCGGGAUAAAAAGUCAAUUUAACACUCAAAUUAGUAAGAAUUUCCGUCACUUUAAACUUUGACUACAUUUUUGUGAGUGAACGUCAAUAUCAUACUUUUUGGUGUAAUUCGGCAUCAGCACAGAAGUACCGUAUCUUUCCGGUUGAGUUGUGAACGUUGAUCCGUCUUUCUCGAGCGGAGCGGCGCCAGAUGUGCGUCUGAAAAGGCACAUGGGGUUUGAAAUAUCCCUGAAUUCUGGCCGUGAAAACGAGAAGGAUACGAAGGAUAAAACAAAAAGAGAUGGGCCCUGCACCCUGUGGGCUCCAUGUGUCUGGAUAUACAGUGAUGGGAGAUGCUGAAGCCAAAGUUUGGCGGAGUAACAGGAGGUGUAUGUUGCCUCUCACUGUAGUUUCCCUGCCACUACCAUGAGUUGGAGUUUCCUGACUCGGCUGCUGGAAGAAAUCCACAACCAUUCUACAUUUGUGGGCAAGAUCUGGCUCACUGUGCUCAUCGUGUUCCGCAUUGUGCUGACAGCCGUGGGCGGUGAGUCCAUCUAUUACGAUGAGCAGAGUAAGUUUGUCUGCAACACAGGCCAGCCGGGCUGUGAGAACGUCUGCUACGACGCCUUCGCUCCACUCUCACACGUCCGCUUCUGGGUUUUCCAAAUCAUUCUGGUGGCUACACCGUCGCUCAUGUACCUGGGCUACGCUGUCAACAAGAUUGCUCAUACAGAGGAGCAGGGAGGCAGUGCAGGAGUGAGUGGAUUUUCACGGAAGAAACUCAAGAAUCUUCCAGGCAGAAAGCAGCACAGGGGCAUUGAAGAGGCUGAGGAUGAGGAGGAAGACCCCAUGAUCUAUGAUAUGGCUGAGGGGGAGAGUGAUGGCGGUGGAACAGCAAAAGAAAACAGCGGUGAUGGACAAGCGAAGGUCAAGGUGCGCCAUGAUGGGCGCCAGCGUAUCAAAGAAGAUGGACUGAUGAGGAUUUAUGUCCUUCAGCUCUUGGCCCGCUCCUUGCUGGAGGUGGCUUUCUUGUGUGGACAGUAUGCCCUGUAUGGGUUUGCUGUGCCCGCCACCUACGUGUGCUCAGACCUGCCCUGCCCUCACAGCGUGGACUGCUUUGUGUCACGGCCCACUGAGAAGACUAUCUUUCUCCUCAUCAUGUACACAGUAUCUCUGCUCUGUCUGACACUCAAUAUAUGGGAGAUGCUUCACCUGGGCAUAGGGACCAUCUGCGAGAUUGUACGCUCCCGCCGGAUGCAGCUCCAUGACGAUGAGCUGUACAGGCUGAUGCGGAGACAAGGGGCCCUUAAUGAUGCAGGAUCGAGCGGAGAGGAUUACAGCAGCUACCCUUUUUCUUGGAACGCGCCAUCAGCCCCACCCGGGUACAACAUCGGCAUCAAGCCUCUUCUGGUAUCCACAGGACACCACAACCAACCACUACCCAUCACAGAUAUCUCUAAUGCCAAGAGGGCAUGCCGGCAGAACCACGUGAACAUUGCCCAAGAGGAGCGUCAGCAGUACACCAGUAAUGAUGAAAACAUGUGCAGAGCAGGGAUGGCAGAUACCCCCAGAGGUGUUAAUAAGGACAUCCGUCAGCUUCAGAACAGGCUGGAGGCUGACAGUCAGGCCUACAGCCAGACACAGAGCCAGAGUAAUAACCACAGCAAGCUUCACCGUGAACGUAAACACCGGCAGGCGUCCAAACAGCCCUCGAGCAAGGCAGACGCAGACAGAGGCAGCAGCAGUAGUAGCAGCAAAUAUGGAGUCAUAAAGGGUUCUGAGUGGAUCUGAAGUACAGUCGGUGACUUCUGUUUUUGUUAGUUUUAAACAAUGCAAAUCCUUCACAGACAGUAUUUACCUUUGUGUGGCAAUACCUUGUAUGAACAAAUGGACACGGCCUGGGUUUACAUUCUUUUCAGUAGUUUUCACACCAUUAAUAGUUUUAUGUGAUGAUUAGUGUCAGGGUCUACCUUGUACCAGUCUGCUGAUAGCUGUCCAAUGAGGAUCAAACACUUUGUGCGUAGACAAGAUCUGAAAACUUAAAGAGCCAAGGGAUAUAAAUGGUACAUGUUCAUGCAGAUAUAUUUCAGAUUGUGACUCGAAUUCAACAUUUUGACAUUUUGACAACAUUAAUCGAUUAGUUGACGACAGAAAAAUAAUCUUCAAUAAUUUUGAUAAUUUAUUGUAAUUUUUUCAAGCAAAACUGAUAAAUAUUCUGUUUUCUGUUCUCAAAAUGUGCGGAUUUGCUUUUCUGUUUUAUAUCAAUGUAAACUGAAUAUCUUUGGGUUGGACUGUAACCCUAACCCUAAUUUUCGUUGGACAAAAGUUAUAUUAGUAUUCAGGUUUAAGUUGCCUUAAAACUUAACAGUGCAAGAAAGAUUCUGUUACUAAUAUGUAAAUAGCAACUUGUAAGAAAUCCAUUGAAGAUAAUCACUUAGUACAUUUUGUUAAAUAGCUUUUGCAGGAAGAUGUUGGUGCUGUCUUUGAUUCCCGGUAAAUAUGCAGAGGCCUCUCCACUGUAACCUAAGGUGCCUUACUUUUACAGUCAAAGUGCUGCUUCCUGUUAACUCUGCAUCACGGUUAAGUGCAACUGUUAAAUAAGUAUUUUUUUUUCUACUAGUUAAGUUCUACUGUCUAUGUGACUAGUUUCAUUACCAUCCAGAGGCCAAGCUUUGAACAGUUUUGUUGUUUCUGAUAAUACCACAUUUAUUUUUUAUUUUCACUAAACCAGGUUUGAUGUGGAUUGGUUUUUCCAGCCAUAAAGAAAUAAUGAGAGGCCUGUUCUAAGGAGUUCCUUGUCAUUAAUACAUCUUUUUAUUUGCAAAUGUUCAAAUUGAAAUGUCAUUAAGGCUAGUACUUUGCACUGUCCCUGUGUUUUUGUGGAUAAUAUUUUUCUAAACAAAAAGGUUUGUUGGCAUGUUUUGAAUAAAGAAUUCAUAUUCGU